This is a messenger RNA of Chiloscyllium plagiosum (whitespotted bambooshark), 4739 nucleotides long. Lineage: Eukaryota; Metazoa; Chordata; Chondrichthyes; Orectolobiformes; Hemiscylliidae. The record is from RefSeq and is a predicted model, not a curated record.
UGUAUAGGUUUUUAACGUAAGCCAUGAAGAAUCAAGAUUCUGAAAGCGGGUUCAGUCCACCUGCUGAUGGUCAUGAGGGUAUAAUGGUUGGUGGCUUAUCAGCUGAAGGGACAGAUAUUGUUGGCAGAGAGGAUACUCUGGAUGUUGCUCAGUCUACUGGACCUGAAACCAAUUAUGAAAUUUGCAAAAAAUCAGAUGAUCAGAAUGGGCUUGAUCCAAACCAUGAUAAUGCAAGCACCAGUGAUGACAUACUGAAUGGAACAAAUGCAGGAGAUAGCAGUGAGUCAUUAGUUGUUCAAAAUCCUUCUGCUGUAAAUGGCUUGCAUAAUCUCCCAACUGAACCUUCAACUGCUGAUGUUUCAGAUGAGCUUAGUAGACAGCUUGAAGACAUACUGAACACAUAUUGCUGCAAUCUGGCUGAACAGGGUUCUACUGUACAACCUGAGGAGUCACCUGAAAUGGAAGAAGCAGAAAAAUGUGUUAAUAGAGAGCCUCUGAGAAAUGGUGUGCGGGAGAUUGUAUGUGGGGGGAUAAGUGAAGACAUUGAAAAAGCUGUGAAGGCAGAGGCUCGUGUGGAAGAUGUGAAAGAAAAUGGAGAUAUUCCUAACAACAAGGAUCAGAAAAAAGCUCCAGAAAAGAAGAAAGCCAAAGCAUUAGGAAAGGAAAUAACAUUGCUGAUGCAGACACUGAAUACUUUGAGCACCCCAGAGGAGAAGCUUGCUGCACUUUGCAAGAAAUAUGCAGACAUGCUUGAAGAGCACAGAAAUACUCAAAAGCAAAUGAGACUUCUACAAAAGAAACAAACGCAGAUCAUUCAAGAGAAGGAUCACCUUCGGAAUGAGCACAGCAAAGCUAUUCUGGCACGCAGCAAGCUAGAAAGUCUAUGUCGUGAGCUGCAACGCCAUAAUCGAACUCUUAAGGAAGAAGGGGUUCAACGUGGAAGAGAUGAAGAAGAGAAGCGCAAAGAGAUCACUUCUCACUUCCAGGUCACUCUAAAUGAUAUCCAGACGCAAAUGGAACAACAUAAUGAAAGGAAUUCCAAACUGCGCCAGGAGAAUAUGGAACUGGCAGAGAAACUGAAGAAACUGAUAGAACAGUAUGAGUUGAGAGAGGAGCAUAUUGACAAGGUAUUUAAGCACAAAGACCUGCAGCAGCAACUCAUUGACGCCAAACUCCAGCAAGCACAGGAACUGCUGAAAGAUGCAGAGGAGAGGCACCAGAAAGAAAAAGAAUAUUUGUUAAAGGAGACAGUGGAGAGCCAAAGGAUGUGUGAGCUCAUGAAACAGCAGGAAGUUCAUCUAAAACAGCAGCUGGCAUUAUACACUGGAAAGUUUGAAGAAUUCCAAGCUACACUUUCAAAAAGUAAUGAAGUUUUCACAACCUUCAAACAAGAGAUGGAAAAGAUGACAAAAAAGAUCAAAAAGCUGGAAAAAGAGACCACCAUGUAUCGUACCAGAUGGGAAAGUAGCAAUAAAGCAUUGCUGGAUAUGGCAGAGGAGAAAACCCUGCGUGACAAGGAAUUUGAAAGCCUUCAGGUAAAGAUUCAGCGCUUGGAGAAAUUGUGUCGUGCUCUUCAGACUGAAAGGAAUGAUCUGAACAAAAAAGUUCAUGACCUCAGUGUUCAGUCAACUCCACAAGAUGGCAACAGCAAAGAGAUUGGGGAAAAGGAAGAAGAUAUGCAAUCCGUAAAUAAAGUUUCCCCAGAUAAUCAAAGCAAAGAUUACACUGCCGAUGUUUCUGCAAAGGCUGAUUGCCCAGCUCAAGAGACUCUGCACUCAACUGAAGUUUGUGUUUGUGUUACCAAGGAGGUACAGCCACCCAUGUUUACACAUAGUCAAGUGGAAACUAACAUUGAAGCUUGUAGCAUUCAGUCUGAAGUAUUACCAUCCAGCAGCUCUGUGGAGUAACUUAUUGCCCCUGUAGGGAGGGAGAAUAUGAACAGAAGGGCACAUCUAAAUAUUGCUGUAGUCCAAAAUCCCAUGUACUAACUGAAAGCACUAUGGUUCAUAAAGCUCAGAUUUCUAUGUUUUGGAUGAAAGUAUUAUUCAUUAAUUAGUGACAUAAUAAGUUAGUUAUCUUGAAGGUUUAAUGACGGUCAGAAUCUGUUUUACCAGAUAAAUGAGAAUUUUAAGUGAGGGAAAAGUGUUGGAUUGCUUGUAUGCAAGAAAGGAAGUGAUCCGAAAAGAUUAGAGACUUCAUGAAAGAAGAUAACCCAAUUGGAAAUUCAGACCAUUUUUCCUGGCAAAGUUUUAGAAGUCUAUUUAUACAGUUCAUAAGAUGAUUGCAAUUUGUUGCCCUCUGUUAUGUAAGUAAUUGUUAUGACCUUUGGAGGGCAUGAGCUGCCCUUCAGUUCCUUUCAUUUUAUUAAUCCCUUUUACCAACUGCAGUUGAUCUGUUAACUUGCUGUUCUCAAUCACUGGUGUUGCUCCUCAAUCAAUUAGAAGGCAUGCAAGUGAAAUGGCAAAACUUGGCUUCUUCCCCCCCCAUUUAAUGGUAUGGUAGUGGAAGUGAACCUGGCAGAAUGACAGGGAAGGAGGAAGAGUAUGAAUUGAAUCUGUCUCUCAAAUUUACCAACUGCUGCAUUGUACUUUUUAAAAUUAACUUUGCAGCUGAUCACGUUUGAGUUGCAAAAUAUACUUUGAUGGGGGGCUUAAGAAGAAUAAAUAGCUUGGGGCAUGUCUGUUGAAAGAUACUUUGCUGAGACAAAUGUGAUUCAAUAUUAAAUUUAAUAGUGAAGUUGGACAUACCACUGUCAAAAAGCCUUUGAGGGCAUGUUCUUUGCUAAUCAAACUUUGUAUGAAGAAGUAAAACAGCUCCAUAAUCAAAACAUGUUUUUAAAAUCAUCUUUACACUUGGCCUUUUUCUUGCAUUCACAUAAGCUUGUUUCCAUAUACUUCAUGCAAUAUCCUUUUUAGAUGAGGGUUCAAACAAGACUUUUUUUUAAAUGACAGUCUCGAUAUGUCUCAAGUAAAAUCUCUGUCUGAACUUUUUAAUGCAGAUUUUUUUCUGUGAAGUUUAUAAUUCCAAAUAUUGCCCAUAUGGAUAGUGCUUAUGACAUUGACUUUUUGAAAGACCUGAUUAGUGAUAAUUGAUGUAGCCAUACAAUGCUGAUAAACCUGUGACCAUUUCAUAGAAUUGUGUAAUGAUAUUUUCCAUAUACGAUCUUCAAUUUGUUCUGAAGCUUCCAUUGUUAAAGAUUUUUGUUUUGAGAACCUUUAUCACUGAUGUAUGGUGUUGGUUUUCCCUUGUAACCACAAUAUUGGCUACCAAAGAAAAUCUUUCAUAAUACUUGGCAUCCAAAGUGCUAGUAACUGAAUUGUAGAGGAUUGUGAUGCAAAAUCUCUUACAUUGCACAAACUUGAGUUAUUUCAUUAUAUUGAAGAAAUGCUGGAUCUUUUGGAGUUUCUCUAUGAUUGUCUAGGAAUUAAUUUUGAAAUUUCCUUUAACAGAUCCUCUUUCACACACACACAUUGGUGCUGUUGGAUUAUUUGCUGUUAAAGUUUGAUAUGUUUACCAAUAAGUUUUGGAUAGUUUGGGCCUAUUUCAUAUCAUUCUAACCUUUUAACAUUUUGUGGAUUGAUGCAAUUUGAAAUCUCCAGACGAUUGAACAGAAGUUCCAGGGAAUCUUAAAGAAAAUACCAGAAUCUUCACUUUACUGUCAAAGCAUAAAUGAACUUCUCUCAGGAAGUAAUAACUCUUUUCCAUCUAAUGAGAAGUGCUAUAACUUUUCAUUUCCCCUCAGGUUUCUCAAUGUGUUCCUGUCAUUUUGCGUGGAAUGGGGAGGAUAAAGUUGCAUCAGUGCUUUCUACCCGCAGAUAAUACUGCUAUGUAAACAUACUGUAACACAGAUCUACUACAGUUAGGUGUGAUUAAUGAGCUCAGUAGUUUUACAAAAUUCUUUAAGAAUUUGAUUCAGCAUGUGUUGAAAUCAUGUCAAUGUUUGGGUUCCCCUUCAAAGGGAUAAAACAACCAAAACUGUCAAGAAAGUAAAGAUCGAAAGAGAGAGAACCUAUUUCUUUAGCACUGUGUUUUUAAAGAACUUGGUUCCAUGGUCCGGUUUAAUGGUCAGAGUGGAAUACAAUUACAGAGAAAUUAAACAUGAUACUUGGCAGUGAUCAUUUCAGCCUGUAUAUUAUCAUUCAUUAAAUGAUCUUACACGAUUUCAAAAUGUUAUAAAACAUGUCCCAAGUAUUAUGAAAAUUAAUUAGAAUGGGAAAUUAUGUUGAAAAAAAACAAUUUCAGUCAAACAGCAAUUUAAGAAAUACUAACCUAAUAAUGCAUUAUCAAGUUGGAAAGUAGAUGGAAUGCAGUGCCAAGAUUUUGAUAUUUAUGCAUAUUUUCAAUGUAUAUUUCAUCAGAAUCAGUCAUCACAUUGUAAUGUAAGAAUGCAUGCUACUUAGUCCACUCCUUGUAAGGUACCUGGUGUAUAUUUGUAUGUAUGAUGUGUAUGUAUGCAGUUACUUUGUACCAUGUGUGCGUGUUACAAUUGAACAAUUACAAUUCACUUUUUUCGCAGUGUUACCAUUAACCUAAAACUGGUCCAUUCAGUCAUGACAAAAUCUCUCGUAUCAUUCCAACCACUAUCAUUAGUAUAUUAUGUCUGUGUUAUCUGACGGGCGAAAUCAGUAUAGUGUGUGUACCAUUCAAUCAGUCCAUAGAAUUGGAAUGUUUCCUCCUCUCAAGAACCAAAACACAAUGCUGAACAUUAUAAUUUUCAAUAAAUUUAUUUGAGAACAUUG